Messenger RNA from Ipomoea triloba (trilobed morning glory), 1194 nucleotides. RefSeq lists its product as uncharacterized. The transcript has 2 exons. The annotation marks the transcript as partial. Lineage: Eukaryota; Viridiplantae; Streptophyta; Magnoliopsida; Solanales; Convolvulaceae. The record is from RefSeq and is a predicted model, not a curated record.
AGAGGAAUCUGGGGCCUAUCUAUCUAUCUGUUACCAUGGAGAGUCUUUAUCUUUUCCAAACCAAUCCCAACUAAACUCCACGUCCUAAAGUCUUCUUUCCCUCCGACGCUAUCGCUCCCUCACCUCAACUUCGCCGCCGCUCGUGGCCGCUCCGGUAGCUGCCUACGCUCCUCUUCUGCUUCACAGACGACAACUUGGAAAUUUGUUGAUCAUCAUUCUUCUCAACCCGCAGAUGGGUGGGUGUCCAAGCCCCAUCCCCAUUUUUUCACACAGCUUAUCCAAAUUAUAUCCAACCGACCAAAGGUGAUAACAGUAACCCCAAGUGCAAUAGUGCUUCUUUCGGCCUUUUGCUUGUUUUUCAUCCAUCCACUAAGUGCUUUUGCUAGCAGCUUUCAAACUGCAGCCAAGUCUGGAGGAGGGGGUCUUCUUGUUCAUGCUGAAAUACUAAACAGUGCAUGGACCGGCUUCUUAGCUGGCUGCCUACACACAUUGUCAGGUCCUGAUCACCUUGCAGCUCUGGCUCCGCUAUCCAUAGGACGAACACGGAUGGAAAGUGCAGCCGUAGGAGCUCUCUGGGGUUGUGGCCACGAUGCAGGGCAGUUACUCUUUGGCCUCUUGUUUCUACUCUUAAAAGACAGGCUCAGCCUCCACAUUGGACUUCUCGAAACCUGGGGUACAAGAGUUGUCGGUUUUACUCUUCUUGUGAUUGGAGCAAUGGGGAUAAGGGAAGCAUAUGAAAAUGAAAAUGGGGAGUUUGAUGUUAGCUUACAAGGAGGCUUUGAGACUGCAGCGGCGGCCAUUGGGAAGAAGAACAAGGUUGGGUUCGCAACGUUUGCCACUGGGAUCGUUCACGGUCUGCAACCCGAUGCACUGAUGAUGGUGGUGCCGGCUCUUGCCUUGCCUUCACGCUUCGCCGGCGCCGCAUUCUUGUUUAUGUUCUUGGCCGGAACUGUUAUAGCAAUGGGAAGCUAUACUGCGUUCUUAGCUUCAUGUAGUCAGGCCCUCAAGGAUAGAGUCCCUCGAAUAACCGAGAAGCUUACUUGGGCGUCCUCGCUAGUAGCAAUUGCUCUGGGGUUUGCUAUUCUAGCCGGUCCAUAUUUUGGUUUCAGUUUGUAUUAAUUAAUUAAUUUCAAUUACCCACUAUAAUUUGGUUGUCUUCCAUGAAGAUUAUAUCAUCUUUUUUGAAUUUGACAA